This is a messenger RNA of Erigeron canadensis, 1726 nucleotides long. Its product is annotated as methyl-CpG-binding domain-containing protein 2-like. The transcript is spliced from 8 exons. The record is from RefSeq and is a predicted model, not a curated record. NCBI's taxonomy places the organism in Eukaryota, Viridiplantae, Streptophyta, Magnoliopsida, Asterales, Asteraceae. Gene Ontology annotation, molecular function: DNA binding; zinc ion binding. Bases 426 to 1382 code for a protein of 318 amino acids.
UGGUGUUUUUCUGAUAUAUCCAAUUGAAAGAUUUCCUCAAUACAAUUCACAAUUCCCAAAAUUUCAUAUCUUUGUUUCUUCAUUCAAUUCAAAGAUCAUCAUCAAAUCAAAUGUUAUAAUUAUACAUGUACAUACAUAUAUUUAUAUAUGCCCUUAAAAUCCACAAUCUUUAACACCCAUCACAAAUAAUAACAUAAAUUCCCUAUCUUUCACAAAUUUGAUUCUUCAUUAUCAAUAUUUGUCCUCAGAUCUCCUGUUUUAACUCUUAACAACUUUAAGUGGCUACGUGAUGAUUUUUACAUGUUCGCAAGCAGAUUGACAGUUAGAAAGUAAGCAUGGGGCUCAAGUAGUGACGUCAACUGGGAGAAGUUUAAUGCUUUCAAUUUAAGCAGCUUGAAAGAGGGAAAUUUCCGAUUUGUAAAGCAAUGCAGUCACGUUCGCCCAAAAUUACCAUUAAAAUGGGUGGCAAAAGUGUUCAUGAGGGAUCUAGUGUUCCUUCCCAUAGUGACACAAUAGUUAAAACUGAAAAAGUUGUAGGCGUUACUUCAUCUGGGCAAAGCUCAGAAGAUGAAGAAAAAGACACCCCACUGUGUAAUGAUUCCCAAAAACAGAUGGUUCUUUAUGAUCCAUCUCAGAACGGUUCACAGCCACAUAAAUCAUUACAGAAUCGUGUGGCAAACAAACUAAAAGGUCCAUCUAGAAAACCGCCUGAAGUAGGCGCUUUUACUGUUCAAUGUGCAAAUUGUUUGAAAUGGAGAUUAAUUCCAGAUCAAGAGAAAUAUGAGGUGAUUCGGGAGCACAUUACAAACCAGCCAUUUUUAUGUGAAACUACCCGUGAAUGGAAUCGUGAUGUUUCAUGUGAUGACCCAACUGACAUCGAGCAGGAUGGAUCCCGGAUAUGGGCUAUUGAUAAACCGGACAUUGCAAAGCCACCUCCUGGGUGGAAGAGGCUUUUGAGGCUAAGAAAUGAAGGAAGCUCUAAAUUUGCUGACGUAUAUUAUACGUCACCGACAGGGGCCAAACUUCGCUCACUACCAGAUAUAGAUAGAUAUUUGCAGAAAUACCCGGAACAAGCACAAGGGAUUGGACUAGCGCGAUUUUCAUUUCAAGUCCCGAAACCUUUACAGGAAAACUAUGUGAGAAAACGGCCAGCUCAGAUGGCAGCACCAGUGACACCAGAAUAUCUUGAACCAUCACCAGUUGAACCUAUAGCGUGGGCAGGUCCAGAUGAGAACUUAGAUCUGCAUAUCGUUCAACCCUUGUCAUGGGCGGGUCCAGAGGAAAACAGAAAUGGUAUGCCGCCAUAUGUGAGGACAACAGAGCCUGGUUCUGUGAAUCAGGCUGCAAAGAAGACAAAGAGCAGCAAUAUCGAAUAUUUUUAAGGGAUUCGAGGAUGAUGGUGUCUUGCACUUUGGUCUGUUGUUGAUAUAUCUUAUUAAGAAAUUUUCAUGCAAACAGGGCCUUAUCGGUGAGGUUUGGCAUCUAUAGCUGUAAAAAUGUGUAAAACAAUCGGGUCUGAAGGCCUGGUAUUGAUGUUAGGUGUAAUCAGUGGUAAUUUGGAUUAGUUUGGGCUUUUGAUCUGAAAGUAGGACUAAAGUGAACUGGCAAGCCGGGAUAGCCGGUCCAGGUCUGGUCUUUCUUUUCAAUUUUGAAGUUUUACUGUUAUUAUAAGUACUAUUAUUAUUUUUAGUUUAAUAUGAAAAGUUGGGAACGACAAUUAAGAUCA